This is a messenger RNA of Dioszegia hungarica, 687 nucleotides long. RefSeq lists its product as uncharacterized. Lineage: Eukaryota; Fungi; Basidiomycota; Tremellomycetes; Tremellales; Bulleribasidiaceae. The record is from RefSeq and is a predicted model, not a curated record. Bases 1 to 687 code for a protein of 228 amino acids. The transcript has a single exon.
AUGCUCUCCCCUGCCUUUGACAACACGGCCUACCUGCCCCUUACUCUCCUCCCUGCCCUCUCUCCCUCUCCCUUCCAAUCUCAUCCCCACUCUCAACCUCACUCGCACUCUGGCCGCCCGGCCUUCCCCCGAUCCCCCGGUACGCCCCGCGCCCGACUCUCCGCUGCCCUCUCCACCUCCCCUUACUUUUCACCUUCCAACCCCUUCUCUGCGCGCCCGGCCGCCGGGGCCCUUAGCGCCCGAUACACCAUCAUCAACACCCUUUCUAGUCCCUCAGCUACACCCACGCCCUCGGCGUCUUUACGGCCCGAUACGCUCGUCCGCGCCGGGAGCCGGACACUGCGGCAGCGCGACUGUAGGCGGGACGGCUUGGGAGCUGGGCCGGUCGGAACCCCUAUUCACCCCUUGUCGCUCGGCGGCAGUCUCAUCCAGGAGGACGCGAGGGAGGGGAAGAAGUCGGUGAAAGGGAUGGGCAAGACCGUGGCGGGCUUAGUAGCCUGGGUCGUGCUAGGGAUGGUCGUCUCCGCCGCCCUCCUCAGUCUGCGCGCGAGCAUGGAGGGCGGAGUGGGAGGAGUGGGGACAGUCAUGAUCAGUACAGCGGGAGAGUGGGACGGGGUCGUUGGGGAAGACGUAUGGGCGAUGGCGGCGGAGGAGGGGAGUGAGGCGAUCAAGGGGAUCUGGGCUUGA